Fraxinus pennsylvanica is the source of this 1722-nucleotide messenger RNA. Lineage: Eukaryota; Viridiplantae; Streptophyta; Magnoliopsida; Lamiales; Oleaceae. The record is from the annotation of a GenBank genome assembly.
AUGAAUGGGAAAAAGGGUAGUAUUGAGAUCAAUAUCCCUUCCAUCACCAAUACUAAACUUCCAGAAAACAAGAAAUGUGGCGAAGCUAACGCUUCGGGCAAAGGCUGGAUUUUAAGUAUUUGGGAAGUAUGCAAAGAAGAUAACAAUAGAGUAAUAUUCUCACUAAAAGUUGGCCUUGCAGUUCUUCUUGUAUCACUCCUUAUACUAUGCCGAGCCCCUUAUCAAGUUUUCGGCGUCAACAUUAUUUGGUCCAUCCUCACUGUUGCCAUGAUGUUUGAAUUUACUGUUGGUGACACAUUUAAUCGAGGGUUCAACCGAGCACUUGGGAGCCUGCUCGCUGGAAUUUUAGCCAUUGCCAUUGCACAGUUAGCCUUCAGAAUUGGACGAAUUGCUGAGCCAAUUAUAAUUGGUCUGAGCAUCUUCAUUGUUGGGACAGUUACGUCAUUCAUGAAGCUGUUGCCAUCCCUUGUUCCCUAUGAGUAUGGAUUCCGAGUUAUACUUUUCACCUACUGCUUGAUAAUUGUUUCUGGCUAUCGAAUAGGGAACCCGAUUAGAACAGCCAUGGAUCGGCUUUACUCUAUGGCCAUUGGAGCAAUUGUAGCAGUGCUAGUGAAUGUGCUCAUUUUUCCUAUAUGGGCUGGGGAUCAGUUGCACAAAGAACUCGUCAGUAAUUUUAAUUCAGUGGCUGAUGCACUUGAAGAAUGUGUUAAAAAAUACUUGGAUGAAGAUGGAUCCGAACACCCAGAGUUCUCAAAGACUGUCACGGACGACUUCCCAGACGAACCUGCAUAUAGAAAAUGUCGAUCCAUGUUGAAUUCCUCUGCCAAACUUGAAUCAUUGGCCAAUUCAGCUAAAUGGGAACCACCCCACGGCAGGUUUAAGCAUUUCUUUUAUCCAUGGUCAGAGUAUGUCAAAGUUGGUGCAGUUCUGAGAUAUUGUGCAUACAAUGUCAUGGCACUCCAUGGUGUAGUUCACUCAGAAAUUCAGUUUCAGAUAACUGUAACUAAAGAUUCUUAUGGUCUGGUUUCUGAAGAAUAUAUUCCUCAAGGAGAAUAUACAUUUAUUCAAUUAGCAAUACCUAUUAAUACCAUUAUACUAUGGGGCGCUCCCUGUAAUCUUAGAAUCACAUUCCAAAAAGAGAUCCAAGAUGCAGCAAGCGACGCAGCAGAGCUAGUCCGAUGUCUAGGCAAAGAUAUAUGUGAUAUGCAGCGAAGCCUCAAAACAACAUCUCUUCUAAAAUGGGUACAUAGCUCGACUGAACGCCUCCAACGCGCAAUAGACAUGCACUCGUACCUCUUAACUUCUACUUACGAGGCACCUGAUAGUAAUACAUCUAAGCCACAACCAAGGCUCUCUCUCACCUUAUCAGCUACCCUUUCUAACCUUUCAAACCAAUUAGCUGAGCUUCCUAAACCAAACUCUGGCCCACCAUCUCAACCUCUAAGGGCUAUCCCACCACCACAAUCAGAAUCUUACCAUGAAAUGAUGAGAAAGCAAUCAAGAAGGCUUCAUUCUUGGCCAUCCCGGGAAGUUGACGCGUUUGAAGAGAAAGGGUUUAGCACAGACUUCAUUCCUAAAAUACGCGUGCUGGAGAGAACUGCUACACUCUCUCUUGCAACAUUUACCUCAUUGCUUAUUGAGUUUGUGGCUAGGCUUGAUCACUUGGUUGAAGCAGUUGAUGAACUCUCAAAGAUGUCCAAAUUCAAACAGGAGGCUCUUUAA